AUGAGUAACAUAUCAUCAGGAUCAACUCGUAGCAGUUACGUUAGGGGCAUUCCAAGUCGAUGUACUUGUGGCAAGCCCACUACAAUUCUCAAAUCAACAACGGAGAAGAAUCCGAGACGUAAGUUUUACCGCUGCAGAGCCUUGACUGAUAGAGCUUUUGGUCGUGUUUUCAAGUGGGCAAAGGAGUCUCAGUUGGAAGAGUUUGAUGUUCUAUUGGAAAAACAAGAAUCAAUUGUUGACGACAUUGAAAAAAAUCGUAAGGUGUGA
Messenger RNA from Arabis nemorensis, 267 nucleotides. Lineage: Eukaryota; Viridiplantae; Streptophyta; Magnoliopsida; Brassicales; Brassicaceae. The record is from the annotation of a GenBank genome assembly.